AUGGAGGUGGUGCCCGACACGGGCACCGGCACUCAAGACAUUGUCCGCAUUUAUUACAACCCUGUACUACAACAGUGUCUGCCGUUUUCGUGGUCGAGUGUGGGCGGGAACGCCAAUCGAUUCAUAUCCAUAAAGAACUGCUACGAGAUAUGCCAUCCCGCGGACCCGGGGUUCAGGAGACUGACGGCCAGUGGUGUCCGCGCGUAUCUCGUCAAACGAAAGCCUCCCAAAUAUUGUAACGGCAAAAAGCCAGGUAUUCCUGAAUUAGGUGUUCCUGAGACCAUAAUACCGGAGUCUAAGGCGGCCGCCGAGGAGGAGGAGGAGAAGCCGCAGAUAUCGGGCGAUGUAGUCGUGCGACAGAUUAGGAAUCCCUUCGACCCCACGAAACUGCUUACCAUUGUUCAGCCGAUCACUUAUAUUAUACCGAAGGGUAAGCGCAAUAUUGUGGUCGACAAACGCCCCUACAGACAGCCGUAUGGACAGGCAUUCGGACAGACACGGGGUCGUCAAUGCCUCUCAAGCCUUCAGUCAAAGCAAACAUAUUUUGUGGCAAAUUGUCUCUCAAUUCAGUGA
Messenger RNA from Oppiella nova, 573 nucleotides. NCBI's taxonomy places the organism in Eukaryota, Metazoa, Arthropoda, Arachnida, Sarcoptiformes, Oppiidae. The record is from the annotation of a GenBank genome assembly.